AUGGAUGAGCUAUUUGCUAUUUAUGAAGCUGUAUAUCCAUAUUUCCCCCAAGAUCACAGCCAUGAUGAUAGUCACAUGACUAUCAGAAAGGGUGAUAGGAUUAAAGUCAGCAUACCAAACAGCAAGUUUGAUUUAUCCGAACAAGACUGGUUAAACGGAUCUAACCUAGCAAGUGGAUCUCGUGGUUUUUUCCCUGCAAGUUAUGUGAAGUAUAUUGAGACUCAAGGCAAUCAACAAGCAAGGCCACCUCGACCUCAUCGUUGGGUAGAAUCAUAUGUUAGUAGACCAGUAUUGUGUCAUCAUUGUGGUGACUAUAUAUGGAGUUUACGAGAUAAAAUAAAAGAGUGUGAAGGUUGUGGGAAAUGUUAUCAUAAUAUUUGUUUUUCCCUAAUUGGAAAUUCACAAUGUACAACAUAUGAUGGAUUAACAAAACCUGAAGUAUAUCUGCAUCCUGUAUCAGUAGAAAAUUGGACAGUGAAAAAUGUUAUUGAGUGGAUGGCAGCAUUAAAUUUAUAUAGAUACAUUGAAACAUUUCGAGAAGCCAAUAUUUGUGGAGAGCAAUUAAGGGAAAUGGAUGAAGAGAAACUUAGGGAAAUGGGAAUAAAAGAUGAAUUCCAUCAGAAAUCUAUUUUAGUCUGCAUCGAUGAAUUGUGUGGUCAAAAUACUGAAAGUCAACCUUAUGCUGCUAGACUUCCACCUGUAAUCAGUAUAGAUAUGGAAGCGUCUGGUUGUUCAGAACAUAGAUUUGCUGAGUAUAACUUCUCGUCAAUGCAAAGAUGUCAUCUUUGUGAUAAAUUUUUAUAUGGUUUGGUACACCAAGGUCUUCAAUGUCGAGAAUGUGGUUUGUGCUGUCAUAGAUUUUGUUCUACUUCUCAACCAACAGAAUGCAAUGUACCUAAACUAGAACGAAUACGUAGACCAAGUUUUUCACAUAAUUCAGUAUUCGGUCAAGAUUUACCAGAUGAAGUCAACAAAAGUCAAAAAGAUGCCCCAGACGUUUUACAUGUUUUUGUACAAGAAAUUGAACAGUGGUGUCAAGAACAUAGUACAGAAGCUUUAAGUGUAUAUAGAAUAUCGUGUAAAGCAGAAGAAAUAAACCAAGUUAAAAAAAUAUUUUGUCAAGAAGGAGACACAAGCAAAGUGAACCUAUCAUCAUUUAGCGUCCACUGUGUAGCUGGAGCUUUAAAGAAAUAUUUAAGAGAAUUACCAAAUCCAGUAUUACCUGUAGAAAUGUAUAAUAUGUUUAUACAUACAGCCAAGAGCAAAUCGUCAACGUUAAAAUCAUUAUCAGACCUUAUAGAAGAAUUACCACCAGCACAUAAAAGCACAUUGCAGUUUCUUAUGGCUCAUUUUUGUCGGUUAUGGAAAAUCCAAAAUGAAUCAGGGGUAUCAGACGGCCUAGAUAAAUUAUCACAUGUGUUUUGUCAUAUUUUACUCCGACCGCCAUGGGAAAGAAUCAUUGAAAUAGUUGAUAAUACCAAAUUACACAUAGAUAUAUUUGAAGAGUUGAUGAGAAAUGGAAAUUGGGGAGAAGAUAUACCACCUAUACCUACAUCAGUCCCUCCUACAUUACCUCCUA
This is a messenger RNA of Lottia gigantea (owl limpet), 1579 nucleotides long. RefSeq lists its product as hypothetical. The transcript is spliced from 14 exons. Gene Ontology annotation, biological process: regulation of GTPase activity; signal transduction. The annotation marks the transcript as partial. Gene Ontology annotation, molecular function: GTPase activator activity; protein binding. The record is from RefSeq and is a predicted model, not a curated record. NCBI's taxonomy places the organism in Eukaryota, Metazoa, Mollusca, Gastropoda, Lottiidae.